CUCUCUCUCUCUCUCUCUCUCUCUCUCUCUCUCUCUCUCUCUCACACACACACGAACAAAAACUAACUGACAACGUGAUGUCGCGUGCACACACCGGAACAAGAGCUUUCCCCGUGCACCGCACCGUCGCCAAUCAUCGCUAACUCUGAAGAUUAACGAAUAAUCCGACCAGAUUGACGGAUCUCGCUCUGUCUGCGAAACGCUGCGGGGCUUCUUCUCUCUGUUAUACUCUCCACUCCACAGCCGACAGAUCAGAAAAGCCACAUCCAACGAAAAUGACAGAGAAACGGAUGUCACGUUGGUAUUUCGGGGGUCUCGCCUCCUGUGGGGCCGCGUGCUGCACGCAUCCACUGGACCUGAUCAAGGUCCAUCUGCAGACACAGCAGGAGGUGAAGAUGAGGAUGGUUGGCAUGGCGAUGCACGUGGUGCGGAAUGACGGAGUGCUGGCGCUUUACAAUGGCCUUAGUGCAUCUCUCUGCAGACAGAUGUCGUAUUCUCUGACGCGUUUUGCGAUUUAUGAGACAGUGAGAGACAUGCUGGGCAGUGGGAAUCAGGGGCCAAUGCCUUUCUACCAGAAAGUUCUGCUGGGAGCAUUUGGAGGUUUUACAGGAGGUUUCAUUGGGACCCCAGCAGACAUGGUUAAUGUCAGAAUGCAGAAUGACAUGAAACUUCCCCCUGAGCUGAGGAGAAAUUAUAAACAUGCACUGGAUGGCCUGUUCAGAGUCUGGAGAGAAGAGGGGACGAGGAAGCUGUUUUCAGGGGCCACAAUGGCGUCUAGCAGGGGAGCUCUCGUCACCGUGGGACAGCUGGCCUGUUAUGACCAAGCAAAGCAGUUGGUGCUUAGCACAGGCAUUUUGGGAGAUAAUAUCUUCACUCAUUUCCUGUCCAGUUUCAUUGCUGUGAGUAACUCUCUCUCUCCCCUGCAGGGUGGAUGUGCGACGUUUCUCUGUCAGCCGUUGGACGUGAUGAAGACUAGACUAAUGAAUUCUAAAGGAGAGUAUAGAGGAGUGGUACACUGUCUGACUGAAACGGCAAAACUGGGACCACUUGCUUUCUACAAGGGCCUGGUUCCAGCUGGGAUCCGUUUGAUCCCUCACACAGUUCUGACCUUCGUGUUCCUUGAACAGCUAAAGAAAUACUUUGGCAUCAUCGUGAUCAGCUGAGCAUGCUCCACGACCUCUGACCCCCGAACAGGAACCUCUCAUCUGACCACUGAAGCUGUCAGGAUACAGCAUGUCAACUGGAACCUGAACACACCUGGAGGACCACAAACACACGCACACGCACACACAUACGCGCACGCACACACACACACAC
This is a messenger RNA of Chanos chanos (milkfish), 1317 nucleotides long. RefSeq names its product solute carrier family 25 member 10b (gene slc25a10b). Gene Ontology annotation, biological process: transmembrane transport. The coding region runs from base 276 to 1163 and encodes 295 amino acids. Lineage: Eukaryota; Metazoa; Chordata; Actinopteri; Gonorynchiformes; Chanidae. The record is from RefSeq and is a predicted model, not a curated record. The transcript is spliced from 11 exons.